AUCCCCCUAGCGUGCACACGCAAAGUAAUUCAACAUUGUAUCGAAACGAGGGUUAUCGGUGAAGCACGACAGCCCUGGGAAAACGACUGCAAGCCAUCUAAACAACAGGCAUGGCAGCGAUUCGUAAGAAGCUGGUGAUCGUGGGAGAUGGUGCUUGUGGGAAGACGUGUCUGUUGAUAGUCUUCAGUAAAGACCAGUUCCCUGAGGUCUACGUACCCACUGUCUUUGAGAACUAUGUGGCUGACAUUGAGGUGGACAGCAAACAGGUGGAGCUGGCUCUGUGGGAUACAGCUGGCCAAGAGGACUACGACAGGCUUCGCCCCCUCUCCUACCCCGACACUGACGUCAUCCUCAUGUGCUUCUCCAUUGACAGCCCAGACAGCUUGGAGAACAUUCCAGAGAAGUGGACUCCAGAGGUCAAACACUUCUGUCCCAACGUUCCCAUCAUCCUCGUAGGCAAUAAGAAGGACCUGCGCAACGAUGAACACACACGCCGGGAGCUGGCCAAGAUGAAACAGGAGCCAGUGAAGCCAGAGGAGGCCCGUGACAUGGCCAACCGGAUCGGAGCGUUCGGCUAUAUGGAGUGCUCGGCCAAGACGAAGGAUGGUGUGCGGGAGGUGUUUGAGAUGGCCACCAGGGCGGCACU
This is a messenger RNA of Salvelinus sp. IW2-2015, 646 nucleotides long. RefSeq names its product rho-related GTP-binding protein RhoA-B. Gene Ontology annotation, molecular function: protein kinase binding; GTP binding; GTPase activity. Gene Ontology annotation, biological process: small GTPase-mediated signal transduction. NCBI's taxonomy places the organism in Eukaryota, Metazoa, Chordata, Actinopteri, Salmoniformes, Salmonidae. The record is from RefSeq and is a predicted model, not a curated record. Gene Ontology annotation, cellular component: cytosol.